This is a messenger RNA of Nilaparvata lugens (brown planthopper), 855 nucleotides long. Its product is annotated as band 4.1-like protein 1. Bases 384 to 815 code for a protein of 143 amino acids. Gene Ontology annotation, cellular component: cytoskeleton; plasma membrane. The record is from RefSeq and is a predicted model, not a curated record. The transcript is spliced from 5 exons. NCBI's taxonomy places the organism in Eukaryota, Metazoa, Arthropoda, Insecta, Hemiptera, Delphacidae.
UUCUGCUUGUUUUUCUCAUGUCUUAGAUUAAUAUUCGAUUUUGAUCUAGUUAAAUUCAAUUAUAUUUAUAAAAAUUCAAUUAAACAUCCAUGAAGAUGAUCUCUCCAUCCUAAGUUUCAAAAAAAUAAAAGUUAAACUGAAAUACUCCACCUUUGACCAUCAUUAGGUACGAACACUCGAACUUCUCAACACUGGUUUGGUAUUCCAGUUCCAGUUCUACACUUAUGUCGUCAAGUGCUGCUUUUUCAGUGCCGUAAUCCACCCAAUUUGUUUUCGUUUUAUAUUUUGUUGAUUGUCAGACGAAUUAAAUUACGUUUCUAUAGCGUUUUACUCCUCAAUGGAUAUAUAACAGUGUUUUCAAGUUUGAGUGAAGUAGUAGCAGGAUGCCUGAGGAGAAGAAGAAGGAUACAGCGCCAGAAAAAGAGGUGCCUGUACCUCCAUCUCCCGCCAAAAAGUCGUCCAACCAAUCGACUCCCAGAGGCAAGCUCACAACUGCUAAGGUCACUCUCCUAGAUGGCUCUGUUCUCGAUGUGCCAAUCGACAGAAAGGCGAAAGGAGAAGACCUUUUCGACAGUGUGUGUGAGCACUUGAAUUUACUGGAGAAAGAUUACUUCAGUCUCACUUAUGCUACUGAUCAAGAUCCUCGGAGUUGGUUGGAGUUGGAUAAGAGAAUAUCCAAGUUUGUGAAAAGCGAGCCAUGGACUUUCAACUUUGAAGUGAAAUUCUACCCACCUGAUCCUGCAGGGUUGAAAGAAGACAUAACGAGAUAUCAACUAUGCCUUCAAGUCAGAAAUGACAUUCUCAGUGGAAAGUAAGUACACUAUUAUUAUCAUAGGUACAAUUCAUAAUAAUUCA